AUGGCAGCUUUGAGCACUCACGAAGCAGCGCUGCCUGUGGGGCCCGGGCCUGCAGAACACGGGCCUCAUGGACAUGGAACGCAGCCACAUUCAGAAGGUCAACUUGAUGGGGUGUGGCUCAAUGCUGAUUGCCCUUGGGAAUACUACACAGUGAGUGGGCAGCGAGUGAGAAGAACCAAUGCCCAGGGCAGUAGAGAGUUCAGUAUCCAUUGGAACCCAGCAAGGCUGUCAUGGCAAUGGGGCAGGCAUGGUCGUCUUACGAUGCAGUGGCUUGGGAUUGACUCCAUCGCAUGGGUGCCAGAUAUGUCAUUUGAACACAGCCGUGUUUGGCGUUGGCGGCGCGUGUGCGAGCACAGCCGUCAUGCUCGCCGUGAACAUCGAAGCCGCAGCCGGAGCAGGAACUGGCGAUGCUAUCGACGAGCCAGGAGUGAAGCACCACUACCUUGUGGCCUCACUCAUCGCGAAGUCUACAGCUUGCUCUCCCGUGAAAUCACUCCAGAGGACUACGAGAUGUUGUUGCGACUUGAUGAAACGGUUCCGAAGAAGGGAAAGGCCACAGAGGAAGAGACCAGUGAAGCCCUUCAUCCUGUCUCUUGUGGUGAGUUCAUGGGAAAACAGAAGACUUUGCAUGACAAGGGUGCCCAGAGACGAAAAACAGCGGCCGGGGAACUGGAGGAAAGACAUGCAAGGCCCAUCUCGCACAAGUCCAAGUACGCAGGUGUCACUUGGCAUCCCCGAUUGCUGAGAUGGCAGGUUCACGUCCGAGAUCCAGACAUGGAGGCAUUGUUGAGCUUAGGGCUCUUCUACGCUGAGAGAGAUGCUGCCCAGGCCUACGACUGCGCAAUGAUGGUACUUGAGGGUGAAGAUGCGGCUGUUAACUUCCCAGUGAGAAAGUAUUCAAGGACUGAGAUAGCCACUGUGGAGCGCUCUAUGUUCGACGAUUGGGCACCUCGUCCUUCUGCAAGGUUUCUUGGUGUCUACAAGACCCGAAAUAGCAAGAUGUGGAGGGCGGAGAUCGAGAUCUUCGACAAGAAACAGUUCUUGGGCAGUUUCAAUGAUGAAGAGGAGGCAGCCCGUGCAGUAGAUCGCUCGAUUCGGAGCACAGGGGCGGACAAGGCCACACAGCUGCGCAUGCUCAAUUUCCUCGAGGAAACCGACUACUUUGAUGAUCUGUGGGAUGAGGAGCGAGCUCCUCGUGGUGGUUCCUCUCGCUUCUUAGGCGUCUCCUAUCAUCAAGCCUCCGGGCUGUUCCUGGCACGGCUUGGCAGAAGGCAUUUGGGCCUCUUCGAUGAGGAGGAUGAAGCGGCGAGGGCCUUCGAUGAGGCAUCCUUGGCGAGCAACGGCCGGACCAACUUCAAACCUCCGGAAUCGUAA
This is a messenger RNA of Cladocopium goreaui, 1374 nucleotides long. NCBI's taxonomy places the organism in Eukaryota, Dinophyceae, Suessiales, Symbiodiniaceae. The record is from the annotation of a GenBank genome assembly.